GCAACAAGGAAGCAGUUUAGAAACUUCAAAGCUCUUCUCUUCCAGAAGAAGAAAAAAAAAAAAAAAGAAAAAAAAAAGGAAAAAAGAAGAAAAAGAAAAAGAAAAAAAGAGGUGGUGUCGAGAGCCUGCCGUCGCCUUGAGAAAAUUUAAUCAUCCCGAUGCGAUCGGUCGUUUGCAAACAGGAAUUUGUCUCCGGCGCCGUUCACUCUGCAUAUUUCUUAUAAACUCCUUCACCACCUCCUUCAAUCCAUUUCCCCUGUCGCCGGCGCGUGUAUUUCUGAUGGCCAUAUCGUGGCAUUGAGGUUGAUUUCAAAUCAAACACACAGGGAGCAAGUGGAGACACAGACACACAAGUUUAGGGCAUUACUAUGGCUGAUAUCUACGUCUGGCUCCUCUCCUUCUUUUUUAUCAUUGCGCUUCUCAUGCUUGUCGUUUUUCAGCUAAUGUGCUUAGCUGAUCUUGAGUUUGAUUAUAUCAACCCUUAUGACUCCUCAUCACGGAUAAACAAAGUGGUCGUGCCUGAGUUCAUUACCCAAGGAGUCUUGUGCAUCUUCUAUCUCUUGUCAGGGCAUUGGGUUAUGUCAUUAUUGUGUAUGCCCUGCCUUUAUUAUAAUUUAAAAAUGUACACUCAGCGAAAUCACCUGGUAGAUGUUACUGAGAUAUUUAAUCAGUUACCUUGGGAAAAGAAGCAAAGGCUUUUCAAACUUGUCUAUCUUGUUUCUCUUCUCUUUCUUUCCAUAUUUUGGUUAAUUUACAGCGCGUUGGAGGAUCAUGAGUCUUGAAUAGAUUCUGCAAAGUGCAAAUUGUUGUCUUGUAGGAGAUAAUGCCACUGUGCGGCUCACUACAAAGUUUUGUGUAAAACGUAUCUUAGGGUAUCUUCUUUGUGUUGUAAUUUUUGACAAAUAAUUGCUUUGUGAAUAAGGUCUAAAGGUUUUGAUUGCCACCAAAUGCUGCCCCUGUUUUGCAGUGCUGUGUAUAAACGAAAAUUUUAAAAACUAUAAAGAUGAGAUUCUUGUUAUGUUUA
Messenger RNA from Cucumis melo (muskmelon), 1024 nucleotides. Its product is annotated as protein cornichon homolog 4-like. Lineage: Eukaryota; Viridiplantae; Streptophyta; Magnoliopsida; Cucurbitales; Cucurbitaceae. The record is from RefSeq and is a predicted model, not a curated record. Gene Ontology annotation, biological process: vesicle-mediated transport. The transcript is spliced from 4 exons. The coding region runs from base 369 to 782 and encodes 137 amino acids.